This is a messenger RNA of Temnothorax curvispinosus, 465 nucleotides long. RefSeq names its product magnesium-dependent phosphatase 1-like. The record is from RefSeq and is a predicted model, not a curated record. The annotation marks the transcript as partial. NCBI's taxonomy places the organism in Eukaryota, Metazoa, Arthropoda, Insecta, Hymenoptera, Formicidae. The transcript is spliced from 3 exons. Gene Ontology annotation, molecular function: acid phosphatase activity.
AUUACACCUUGUGGCCGUUUUGGGUUGAUACUCAUGUAGAUCCGCCGUUUAGAAAAGGUGCACAAAAUAAAGUAGUAGACGCACAUGGUCGUAUCGUACGUCACUACUCUGAUGUACCUGAUGUAUUGAAACAAUUGUCAGGAGAAGGAUAUGAACUCGGCGUGGCGUCACGUACAUCAGAAAUAAAGGGAGCUAAACAAUUAUUAGAUCUAUUUGGCUGGAAGAGGUACUUUAAGUACGUUGAAAUAUUUCCUGGUAGCAAAAUCACACAUUUUUCUGACAUUCAUAAAAAUUCUCAUAUUGAUUAUAAAGAUAUGUUAUUUUUUGACGAUGAGGCCAGAAAUAUCAUGGAAGUUGGUAAACUUGGGGUAUAUGCUGUGUUAGUUGGAGACGGUGUGAAUCAUCGUGUUGUAGAAGAUGCUUUGCGAUUAUUCAGCAAGCAAUAAUCGUAUAAAUAUUAGUAUA